ACCUUCGCCUCUCUCGGGCAAUCACUGGCGCUCAGGUGACAGUUCUGCGGGAAGAGAAGACUAGAGCUGGGAGAGAGGAGAGUCACCUAGAGACAGACUGACAGAGGGGGCGCUGCCCCUAGAUUCUGACUUGAUUGCUUCCCGCUGUUUGUCACCGCCGCCCUCACCCCACCAAUCUGUAGGGCUCUCCACCCCUCCCUAUACAUUGGCUCCAUGCCCCUCCCCCCUCCCCCUUUUCGCAUUGCGGGCCCGCCGGACUCCGACGCAGCCACCUCAGAACCCGACUUGACUCCCUGCCAAGCAGAAGAGUCCGACUCUGCCAAAGUCCCGCUUUUCCAAAUCUUUCGGUGGUCAACUCUCCUCCCCCUACCCUGGGCACCAAAGGCUUCCCCGCCCCUUCCUUGCCUUGCCCCCUUCCCUCUGCUCUUUCCCUUCCAGACGGAAAAGUAUCGCUGAGAUGCGACUGAUUCUGGGGUGGGCCUGAAGUGAUGGGUGCUGGGGUGAGAAGGGGGAGAAGGUGACGUCAGGGUGAGUGGGAAAGGAGGGGGAAGGAGGAGAAGAGAAGAGAGAAAAGGGAUAGAGCGGAGGAAAGGGGAGGGGAAAAGGAGAGGAGAGGAGGUGGGGAGGGACGGGAGAAGAGAGGGAAGGAAGGAGGGGGUUGUGUAGGGAAGGCGGUAGCUGCUGCAGAGAAUUAGGGUCCAACUCGGGAUCCGAAGGCUGCAUGAUGAGGUGAGAUAAGAACUGCUGAUGGAGGAAGAGAGAAAUUGAAAAGUGGAAGCAGUAUCGUGAAGGCUCCAGAGAAAGGGGAGCAGGAAGGAGAAAUGGGGAAUGAGGAAGACAGCAUGGAGUAAGGUCCAAGGAGGUGGAAUCUGAGAUUGCAGAGGAGAAAGCUGGUGAGGGGUGAGGAGGGAAAAGGCUUGGUGAAUGCCUGGAGCCUUUUGACUGGAUUUCCCCAUCCCAUUUCCACCAUGUCCCCUUGGCCCCUACCCCUGGCCUGCCCAGCCCUCACUUUGAUCCUUGGGGCCCUUACUUCCCUUUUCCUCUGGUACUGUUAUCGACUGGGUUCCCAGGAUACCCUAAUCUCUGGGACUGGGGGUACUGGCAGAGGGGGUGUUGGAGUUGGUAGGGGUGUUGAGUCUGGAUGUCAAGGCCCAGGGGCCACCAGAGAGCCUGGUGAAGGGCCUGGGGCAGAAGGCCUUGUGAGUCGGAGGCUUCGGGCCUAUGCCCGGCGUUACUCCUGGGCUGGGAUGGGGCGGGUGAGGCGGGCAGCUCAGGGCAGCAGCAGCCUUAGUGGAGGGCCAGGGAUCCAACGCCCAGCUCUGCUCUUUUUGCCCGACCUUCCUUCUGCUCCAUUUGUGCCCCGGGAUGCUCAGCGACAUGAUGUGGAACUCCUAGAGAGCAGUUUCCCUGCCAUCCUUCGGGACUUUGGAACUGUGAGCUGGGAUUUCUCAGGGACAUCUUCUCCACCUCGGGGAUGGUCUCCUCCUUUGGCCCCUGGGUGCCAUCAGUUCCUACUCUACAGAGCUGGUCGGUGCCAGCCAAAUAACUGUCGACGUUGCCCAGGGGCAUAUCGGGCUCUUAGAGGGCUGAGAAGUUUUGUGAGUGCCAAUUCUUUUGGCAAUGCUGGGUUUUCUGUUCUACUGCCUGGAGCCAGACUUGAGGGGCGCUGUGGACCCACCAAUGCUCGGGUUCGUUGUCACCUAGGGCUGAAGAUUCCCCCUGGCUGUGAGUUAGUUGUUGGGGGUGAACCCCAGUGCUGGUCUGAGGGACAUUGCCUACUUGUGGAUGAUUCUUUCCUGCACACGGCAGCUCAUAAUGGCUCUGCAGAAGAUGGACCUCGGGUAGUCUUCAUUGUUGACCUUUGGCAUCCCAAUGUAGCAGGGGCAGAGCGACAAGCUCUUGAUUUUGUUUUUGCACCUGACCCAUGAAGGGAAAUUUGAUGUUCCAAUAUCCCCCCAGAAAGAGUCUCAAUCUCCUCCCUAGGAACCAGACAAAUUGGACUUGGGCUGCUUGGUAUGACAUAGUUUGGCUCUCACCUCUGGUGCUGCUACAGGGCACACAGAAGUGAGAAGUUGGCAUAUCCAAAAACUGAAAUACAAAUUUACAAUUCUCUUUAAAA
This is a messenger RNA of Monodelphis domestica (gray short-tailed opossum), 2119 nucleotides long. RefSeq names its product aspartate beta-hydroxylase domain containing 1 (gene ASPHD1). The record is from RefSeq and is a predicted model, not a curated record. Gene Ontology annotation, cellular component: membrane. Lineage: Eukaryota; Metazoa; Chordata; Mammalia; Didelphimorphia; Didelphidae.